GUGAGCGGCGCCGAGCCUGAGGUCGCCCAGACGCCGUCGGGGCGGAGUCGGGUCGCGAGGCUGCACCCCGGCCGGCGGUUCCGGAGCUUCCCGCCUGCGGAGUGCGGCUGGGGAGGCGCGGCCCGGGAACGCCCGAGCUUAGGGAGGUGAGCGUCCGAGGCAGGCCAGGCCGGGAGGAGGCGGCGCCCGGCGCGGGGACGGCCUGCGGCCGCCGGGGCUCCAAAAACCUUUGUGGGCGCUGGCGGGCACCCCGGCGUCUGUCACCGACCCCCGCGCUGGGAUCUGGACUCCGGCCCCGCCGCGGGGUGCUCCCUCGCCAUUGGCGGUGCACCCGCGUCCAGCUGGCCACCGUGGACGCCGGGCUUGGCGUUUCCUCCCGGGCCCGCCCUGCCCGCUCCGUGUGGGCCUCGCGGACUCGGGGCACCGGGACCCCGAGGGCAGGGCGGAGGCAGCCGGGCCCCGGUUUCCGAGUACGUCCCCAGGACGGCCACCCCUCCCGCCUCGGGACACCCAGCGCUUUCAUCUUCAAAGCCGUUUUCUGGCCAGGCGCGGUGGUUCACGCCUGUCAUUCCAGCACUUUGGGAGGCCGAGGUGGGCAGAUCAGGAGAUCAAGACCAUCCUGGCUAACAUGGUGAAACCCCAUCUCUACUAAACACUCCUGUAAUCCCAGCACGUUGGGAGGCCGAGGCGGGCGGAUGACGAGGUCAGGAGAUCGAGACCAUCCUAACACGGUGAAACCCCGUCUCUACUAAAAAUACAAAAAAUUAGCCGGGCGUGGUGGUGGGCACUUGUAGUCCCAGCUACUUGGGAGGCUGAGGCAGGAGAAUGGCGUGAACCCAGGAGGCGGAGCUUGCAGUGAGCAGAGAUCAAGCCAUUGCACUCCCGCCUGAGCGACAGAGCGAGACUCCGUCUCAAAAAAAAUGAAGCUUGUGUUAGAAAUGGGAUACAUGGGAUCGGGCGUGGUGGCUCACACCUGUAAUCCUAGAUUUUUGGGAUGCCAAGGUGGGCAGAUCACCUGAGAUCAGGAGUUCGAGAUCAGCCUGGGCAACACGGUGAAACCUCGUCUCUACUAAAAAUACAUAAAUUAGCCGGGUGUGGUAGCGGGUACUUGUAGUCCCAGCUACUUGGGAGGCUGAGGCAGGAAAAUUGCUUGAACCCGGGAGGCAGAGCGCGGAGUGAGCCGAGAUCACGCCACUGCGCCACUGCACUCCAGCCUGACCAACAGAGCGAGACUCCGCCUCAAAAAGCCGUUUUUUGUGGAGUCAGGAGAUGAUUUGUUGGCGGGAGGGAGAGGAACCAGAUCUGCCUUCUGGAGACUGCACCGUCCUCACGGGAGAGCCAGAAAGAGGACAUGGCUGCCGGGCAGCGGGAAGCGAGGCCCCAGGUGUCACUGACAUUCGAGGACGUGGCUGUGCUCUUUACCCGGGAUGAGUGGAGAAAGCUGGCUCCUUCUCAGAGAAACUUGUACCGGGAUGUGAUGCUGGAGAACUAUAGGAACCUGGUCUCACUGGGGCUCCCAUUUACCAAACCAAAAGUGAUCUCCCUGUUGCAGCAAGGAGAAGAUCCCUGGAAGGUGGAGAAAGACAGUUCUGGCGUCUCCUCUUUAGGAUCGAAGAGCAGUCAUAAAACCACAAAGUCAACGCAAACACAAGACUCUUCAUUUCAGGGACUGAUACUGAAAAGAUCCAACAGGAAUGUACCUUGGGAUUUGAAAUUAGAAAAGCCUUACAUAUAUGAAGGCAGAUUAGAGAAAAAGCAGGAUAAAAAGGGAAGUUUUCAGAUAGGUUCAGCUACCCACAAAAAAAUCCCCACUAUAGAAAGAAGCCAUAAAAAUACUGAAUUGAGCCAAAACUUCAGCCCAAAGUCAGUGCUUAUUAGGCAACAGAUACUUUCCAGAGAAAAAACACCACCAAAAUGUGAAAUACAAGGAAACAGCCUCAAACAGAAUUCACAUUUACUUAACCAACCAAAAAUUACAGCGGAUAAACGCUAUAAAUGUAGUCUGUGUGAAAAAACCUUCAUUAACACUUCAUCCCUUCGUAAACAUGAGAAAAACCAUAGUGGAGAGAAACUAUUUAAGUGUAAAGAAUGUUCAAAAGCCUUUAGCCAAAGUUCAGCUCUUAUUCAACAUCAAAUAACGCAUACUGGAGAGAAACCCUACAUAUGUAAAGAAUGUGGGAAAGCCUUUACUCUCAGUACAUCCCUUUAUAAACAUCUAAGAACCCAUACUGUGGAGAAAUCCUAUAGAUGUAAAGAAUGUGGUAAAUCCUUCAGCCGAAGGUCAGGCCUUUUUAUACAUCAAAAAAUUCAUGCUGAAGAAAACCCUUGUAAGUAUAAUCCAGGUAGGAAGGCAUCUAGUUGCAGCACAUCCCUUUCUGGAUGUCAAAGAAUUCAUUCUAGAAAGAAGUCCUACUUAUGUAAUGAAUGUGGCAACACCUUUAAGUCUAGCUCAUCCCUUCGUUAUCAUCAGAGAAUUCACACUGGAGAGAAACCUUUUAAAUGUAGUGAAUGUGGGAGGGCCUUCAGCCAGAGUGCCUCUCUUAUUCAACAUGAAAGAAUUCACACUGGAGAAAAGCCCUAUAGAUGCAAUGAAUGUGGGAAAGGCUUUACUUCUAUUUCACGACUUAAUAGACACCGAAUAAUUCAUACUGGAGAGAAGUUUUAUAAUUGUAAUGAAUGUGGUAAAGCCUUAAGCUCCCACUCAACACUUAUUAUUCAUGAGCGAAUUCAUACUGGAGAAAAACCAUGUAAAUGUAAAGUAUGUGGAAAAGCUUUCAGACAGAGUUCAGCUCUCAUUCAACAUCAGAGAAUGCAUACUGGAGAAAGACCCUAUAAGUGUAAUGAGUGUGGGAAAACAUUCAGGUGUAACUCAUCGCUUAGUAAUCACCAGAGAAUUCAUACUGGAGAGAAACCAUAUCGAUGUGAGGAAUGUGGGAUAUCUUUUGGCCAAAGUUCAGCUCUUAUUCAACAUCGAAGGAUUCAUACAGGAGAAAAACCCUUUAAAUGUAAUACAUGUGGAAAAACUUUUAGACAGAGCUCAUCACGUAUUGCACAUCAGAGAAUUCAUACUGGAGAGAAACCCUAUGAAUGUAAUACAUGUGGGAAACUUUUCAACCAUAGGUCAUCUCUUACUAAUCAUUAUAAAAUUCAUAUCGAAGAGGACCCCUAGAAAGUCGAUUUGUAUGUGUGAAAGCCUUAAACCAAAGCUCAUCAAAGAAUACAUCCUUGAGAGAGAUGUAAUAAAUGUCAUGGAUGUGGAAAAAAAGUAAUAAUUUAGCCCUCAUUAGGUAUUCAAUUCCAUGGAUAAACCUCAACUAUAUAAUAGAUAUGAGGAAAGUGUUUGUGCCUGUCAGACACUUAAAAAAAUAACCUGAGAUGAAGAAUUUACAAUUGGAGACAUUGACUUUAGCCAUUUGUGAAAUGGGUUUGCUUUUUCCCUUUUCCUACAGACGUAUAUGCUAGAUGUCACGUGAUCAUCAGUAACAGCUAUCUGGGUGGGGAGGUAUGCUUUAGAUUUCUCAGAAGACCACCAAACUGGUAAUAUUUUUAUAGCAUUUUAAUAGCAUACAAAUGAAUUGAUCAAAUUGUACCUUUUUAGAGAAAAGGACCAAAAUAAAAGAAAAAUGAAUUAUGAACUA
Messenger RNA from Symphalangus syndactylus (siamang), 3638 nucleotides. It is a transcript of the gene ZNF354A, whose product is annotated as zinc finger protein 354A. Gene Ontology annotation, molecular function: RNA polymerase II cis-regulatory region sequence-specific DNA binding; DNA-binding transcription activator activity, RNA polymerase II-specific. Gene Ontology annotation, biological process: regulation of transcription by RNA polymerase II. The record is from RefSeq and is a predicted model, not a curated record. Gene Ontology annotation, cellular component: nucleus. NCBI's taxonomy places the organism in Eukaryota, Metazoa, Chordata, Mammalia, Primates, Hylobatidae.